Molecule: messenger RNA, 3621 nt
Organism: Molossus molossus (Pallas's mastiff bat)
Lineage: Eukaryota; Metazoa; Chordata; Mammalia; Chiroptera; Molossidae
Gene: SEC61A1
Product: SEC61 translocon subunit alpha 1
Exons: 12
Coding region: 136-1566 (476 amino acids)
Biological process (GO): post-translational protein targeting to membrane, translocation; SRP-dependent cotranslational protein targeting to membrane, translocation
Cellular component (GO): Sec61 translocon complex; membrane
Molecular function (GO): ribosome binding; transmembrane protein transporter activity; signal sequence receptor activity
Source: RefSeq, a predicted model, not a curated record
UCACCCCGGUGCUUUCACUGACGUGUCUCUUCGCGGAGGUGCUGCGCCCUGUUUCAGGGUGGGCCGCGAGCAGCGCCACCUCACGCGGAGCGAAGUGGAGCCUAAGCAGGACCGGGAACCCGUGCAGCCGACGCCAUGGCGAUCAAAUUUCUGGAAGUCAUCAAGCCUUUCUGUGUCAUCUUGCCAGAAAUUCAGAAGCCGGAGAGAAAGAUUCAGUUUAAGGAGAAAGUACUAUGGACUGCUAUCACUCUCUUUAUUUUCUUGGUGUGCUGCCAGAUCCCCCUGUUUGGUAUUAUGUCUUCAGAUUCUGCCGACCCUUUCUAUUGGAUAAGAGUGAUCCUAGCCUCUAAUAGAGGCACAUUGAUGGAGUUGGGUAUUUCUCCUAUUGUCACCUCUGGCCUCAUCAUGCAGCUCUUGGCUGGUGCCAAAAUAAUUGAAGUUGGUGACACACCAAAAGACCGAGCCCUCUUCAAUGGAGCCCAAAAGUUAUUUGGCAUGAUCAUUACCAUUGGCCAGUCAAUUGUGUAUGUGAUGACGGGAAUGUAUGGCGACCCUUCUGAAAUGGGUGCUGGAAUCUGCCUGUUAAUCACCAUUCAGCUCUUUGUUGCUGGCUUAAUUGUCCUACUUUUGGAUGAACUUCUGCAAAAAGGAUAUGGCCUGGGCUCUGGUAUCUCCCUCUUUAUUGCCACUAACAUCUGUGAGACCAUCGUGUGGAAAGCAUUCAGCCCCACCACUGUCAACACUGGCCGAGGGAUGGAAUUUGAAGGUGCCAUCAUUGCACUGUUUCAUCUGCUGGCCACACGUACUGACAAGGUCCGAGCCCUUCGAGAGGCCUUCUACCGCCAGAACCUCCCCAACCUCAUGAAUCUGAUUGCUACCAUUUUUGUCUUUGCAGUGGUCAUCUAUUUUCAGGGCUUCCGAGUGGACCUGCCCAUCAAGUCGGCUCGUUACCGAGGCCAGUAUAACACCUACCCUAUUAAGCUCUUCUAUACCUCCAACAUCCCAAUCAUCCUGCAAUCUGCCCUGGUGUCCAACCUAUACGUCAUCUCCCAGAUGUUGUCAGCCCGCUUUAGUGGCAACCUGCUGGUCAGCCUGCUGGGCACCUGGUCUGAUACGUCUUCUGGGGGUCCAGCACGUGCUUAUCCAGUUGGUGGCCUUUGCUAUUACCUGUCCCCUCCAGAAUCUUUUGGCUCUGUGUUAGAAGACCCUGUCCAUGCCAUUGUAUACAUAGUGUUCAUGCUGGGCUCAUGUGCAUUCUUCUCCAAAACAUGGAUCGAGGUCUCAGGCUCCUCUGCCAAAGAUGUUGCAAAGCAGCUGAAGGAGCAACAGAUGGUCAUGAGGGGCCACCGAGAGACUUCCAUGGUCCAUGAACUCAAUCGGUACAUCCCCACUGCUGCUGCCUUUGGGGGGCUGUGUAUUGGGGCAUUGUCUGUCCUGGCUGACUUCCUGGGUGCCAUUGGAUCUGGAACUGGGAUCCUGCUUGCGGUCACAAUCAUCUAUCAGUACUUUGAAAUCUUUGUAAAGGAGCAGAGCGAGGUCGGCAGCAUGGGGGCCCUUCUGUUCUGAGCCAUGUCUUCCCUGGACCAGGAAGAGGAGCCAUGCUCUGGAAAUGCCAAGGAAGGAGAAACAACAAAUCCAUCAUGGGGUACUGCUGUGGCAUGUGAACCUUUGUUUAAUUUUUUUUUUUUAAUUUUAUAUUCUUUCCACUUUGUAAAGUGCUAGAAAUUUCCAAUUUGAAAUUUUGCUUUUCUGGCAUUGGCAAAAUAACUAGAAGUGAGGUUUUAGUUAGCUGAAGGCCAGAGGUUGGGAGGAUAAAUGACUGUCCUCAUGUGUCUAUGUAACCUUUGUUUUAACCUUUGCACCUCCUCAGUGCCAUAGGCGGCUGCAGUUAUCCCGGCUGUUCCCCCAUAAGGGAAUGUCUUAUUGGUUAGAAGCACAAACAUUGUUAAAAGGACUUCUUUUUAUUGUGAGGCUGGGAGCAGACCAUGUGUUUUCUGGUAGAUGUGGGUGACUCACUAGCUUGUCCCCUCAUGGUCAGGAGUAGGAACAUCUACUUAAAACUUGUUCUCUGGAAGACACAACCGUCUUCUCUUUUAAAAGUAGUUUUUUAGGACAGAGCUUAUUCUAAAAGAGGAAUGAAUUUCCUGACAGACAUUUUGGGCUAUCUGUUUCUUUUUUCUGCAGGUAAGGUUGGGAUUUUUUUAACUUUUUUUUAUUCCUUACCUGAGGAUAUGUUUAUUGAGUUUUAGAAAGAGGGGAAGGAGGGGAGAGAGAGAGAAACAUCGAUCAUUUGCUUCUCAUGCACACUCCGACUGGGGAUCUAAACACACAACCUAGGUAGGUAUAUUCCCUGACGGAGAAUCAAAUCCACAACCUUUUUGGUGUAUGGGGCAGUGCUCCAACCAACUGAGCCACCGGCUGGGGUGAGUUUGGGAUUUUUAACUUUAUAAAGUUGUGCCUUGCCAAGCUAGGCAAACAUUGUCACUGGACCUGGUCCCCCAUGGUUCCUUCACUCCCCCACUCAGCCCUAGCAAGGGGAGGUACUGUGGUAGGUAUGGAGAAACAAUGAUUUACUUGGUGUCACAGGCCACCACUUUUUUCUAGGCUGAAAACUUCCCACUUGUAUUUUCAGAACUUUUUUACUGUGCUUAGGACCAAAUGCAAGUAAGGUAAAUGACAAGAUGCCACUGAUCUCUCAAGUUCCCCAGGAGAGAAGGGCUCAGGCCCAAGAUUUGUAAUGCAGUCAGGGUCAGAGAGCUUGUGUUUUUGAUAAGUUACUCUAAUGUUUGAUAUAAAAAGACUCGUGAUUAUAUAUAAAAUAAGUCUGAAAUAACAGGUAAUCUAGAUCUUAGGAAUUGGAACCUUUUCUAAGGCCUUUAGGGAGGUCCCUCUUAGGGGGCAGGUUCCUGGCAGUGUUUGGCAGCAGGGACAGCAGAGUUGGGCACUGCAAGCCUGAGGGAUUCUUGCUGGAGGAAGCUCCAGUUCUAAAAAGGGAGCAUCAGGAGUAAGUGCAGCCCUGUGGAGAGCGACAUCCCACCAGCAGCAGGUAUACAGUGGCUUCUGAAGCACAGAGACAUGGUCCUGAUUCAGUAGAGGUGGCAAACUUGAUACCUACCUGAGUCAGAAAGGCCCAUAGGAGUUCUCUCUGGCAGUGCUAACCAGAAAACAGACUGACCAAAGAAUAAGAAGCAGCUUGCUUAAAACCACCCAGCAAGUCAACCACAGAACCAGGAUGGGCCUGGCUGGUCUGUUCAUCCCCAGUCCAAAGUGUACCACCAUAUCACACGUGGCCUUGUUAGACCCAGUCCUGAGCUGAGACAUGAUGCUUCCCCUGCACUUGGUCUGCUUGGCCCUACCCAUGAAAAUGCUGGGGCCUCUGGCAGGCAGGGCAACAGUCCUCAGGCUCAUGGGCUGUGGUGCUGGGCCUCAUGGCAGGAAUCCCAGAGCCCUACCUGCAGCCUGUAUCCAUCAGUAGGGCCCUGUGAGGUUUAGGUUGGUGCUCUGUGAUUAAUGACCACAGUGGGUUGGGGCUGACCUCAGCUUCCAGGGAUUGUCACUGUGGACACCAAAAUGGCAUGACUGAGAUAAGGUGAAAAAGUAACAAAUAAAGCCAACUUUUUA